This is a messenger RNA of Microcebus murinus (gray mouse lemur), 5180 nucleotides long. NCBI's taxonomy places the organism in Eukaryota, Metazoa, Chordata, Mammalia, Primates, Cheirogaleidae. The record is from RefSeq and is a predicted model, not a curated record.
CUCUUUGUUAUUCUUUUAUCUGCUAAGUUUUCAGAAAGGUUAGAAAGUGGAGAGAACUUUGCUGAGCAAACACUCUGUCCCCGCUGGCUCCGAGCUGCACCAACUGCCCAAGUCUUAUCUUCCCCUUGCUUGUUAUCUCCAAGGAUGUAAAACAUUUUUUCUCCAUGCCUUUUCAUUUCUCUGUAACACUAGCCAUUCGGUUGGCCUGAAACAUUACCAAUUCAUUUCCUGCUGGCUUUUACCUCUGUGUGUGUGUGUCUGUGUAUGGGAGGGUCUACCUUGUAUAAAUAAAUACUUUUCUGAAUAUUCUUUUGCAUAGUAUGGCUCUAAAAUGUCCCAUUGACUUAAUAAUUUCUACUUAGACUCUGAGUCAUUUUAUAUGCCCAAAAGAAAUAUCUUAAUGCUCUCGUUCCCCGGGAAGGGAGAGAGGGAGGAAAAGAAAGCUAAUGUUACGGCCGUGCAAAUCCAGACUGCUUUCUUUUCGUCCUUACAAGUGGUGCUUUUCAAAGCGUUUGGCGUCCCUGCUGUAUGGAUGUGUCACUGUGCAAGAUGACAACAGGAUUUGCUGGGAAUGUGGGCCACUAUUGUGUCCGCCUUACGUAACCACGUGGAGUGAUGGAAAUGGGUGAGCAGCCAGGGAUGUAGGCGGUGGCCUGACCCAUGAUCUCCGGAGGCCAUGAAGACUGCUCAGGUCUUCCACAGGAUGUGGAUCCAGGCUGUUAAAAAGUUGGGGAGAUUGAAAGGCCAUGCCCCAGGCAUGGAAGAGCUGAUAUGGGAACAGUACACUGUGACCCUUCAAAAGGAUUCCAAAAGAGGAUUUGGAAUUGCGGUGUCUGGAGGCAGAGACAACCCCCACUUCGAAAAUGGAGAGACAUCGAUUGUCAUUUCGGACGUGCUCCCGGGCGGGCCUGCUGACGGGUUGCUCCAAGAAAAUGACAGAGUGGUCAUGGUGAAUGGCACCCCCAUGGAGGACGUGCUCCAUUCAUUUGCAGUUCAGCAGCUGAGAAAAAGUGGGAAGGUCGCGGCCAUCGUGGUCAAGAGGCCCCGGAAGGUGCAGGUGGCCCCGCUGCAUGGCAGCCCUGCGCUCAAUCACGACGACCGGGCUUUUGAGGUGAUGGACGAGUUUGACGGCAGAAGCUUCCGCAGUGGGUACAGCGAGAGGAGCCACGGGGGGCGCAGCCACAGCUGGGAGGACAGCCCGGAGCGAGGGCGUCCCCACGAGCGGGCGCGGAGCCGGGACCGCAGCCGCGGCCGCAGCCUGGAGCGCGGCCUGGACCACGACUACGAGCGCGCACGAGACCGCAGCCGCGGCCGCAGCCUGGAGCGCGGCCUGGACCACGACUACGAGCGCGCCCGGGACCGCAGCCGGGGCCGCAGCCUGGAGCGCGGCCUGGACCACGACUACGAGCGCGCCCGGGACCGCAGCCGCGGCCGCAGCCUGGAGCGCGGCCUGGACCACGACUUUGCGCCACGCCAGCACCGGGAGCGCAGCCGCGGCCGGAGCAUCGACCGGGACUAUGGCCAGGCCUACGACCCCGACUACGAGCGCGCCUACAGCCCGUCGGCGGACUACGGCCGCAGAGCCCAGCACGACGCCCGGUACCCGGUGGCCCGCAGCCGCGAGCACCUGCGCUCCCGCAGCCCCAGCCCCGAGCCCAGGGGGCGGCCAGGGCACGCGGGCCAGCAGGACCCGGACAGGCCCAUCGGGGUCCUUCUGACGAAAAGCAAAGCGAAUGAAGAGUAUGGUCUCCGGCUUGGGAGCCAAAUCUUCAUAAAGGAAAUGACCAGAACAGGCCUGGCAACUAAAGACGGCAACCUUCACGAAGGGGACAUAAUUCUCAAGAUCAAUGGAACUGUAACAGAGAACAUGUCUUUAAUGGAUGCUCGGAAAUUGAUAGAAAAGUCAAGAGGAAAACUGCAGCUAGUGGUGUUGAGAGACAGCAAGCAGACCCUCAUCAAUAUCCCGUCAUUAAACGACAGUGACUCGGAAAUAGAAGAUAUCUCGGAAAUAGAGUCAAACCGAUCAUUUUCUCCGGAGGAGAGGCGCCAGCAGCAUUCCGAUUAUGACUAUCAUUCCUCCAAUGAGAAGCUGAAGGAAAGGCCCAGUUCAAGAGAGGACACGCCGAGCAGACUGUCCAGGAUGGGCGCCACGCCCACUCCAUUCAAGUCCACGGGGGAUAUUGCAGCUGCGGUUGUCACAGAGACUAACAAGGAGCCCAGAUACCAAGAGGAACCCCCAGCUCCUCCACCAAAAGCAGCCCCGAGAACUUUUCUUCGUCCUAGUCCUGAAGAUGAAGCAAUAUAUGGCCCUAAUACCAAAAUGGUGAAGUUCAAGAAGGGGGACAGUGUGGGACUCCGUUUGGCCGGCGGCAAUGACGUCGGGAUAUUUGUCGCUGGCAUUCAAGAGGGGACCUCGGCGGAGCAGGAAGGCCUUCAAGAAGGAGACCAGAUUCUGAAGGUGAACACACAGGAUUUCAGAGGGCUGGUUCGGGAGGACGCCGUUCUCUACCUGUUAGAAAUCCCCAAAGGUGAAAUGGUGACCAUUUUAGCUCAGAGCCGAGCUGAUGUGUAUAGAGACAUACUGGCUUGUGGCAGAGGGGAUUCGUUUUUCAUAAGAAGCCACUUUGAAUGUGAGAAGGAGACUCCGCAAAGCCUGGCCUUCACCAGGGGCGAGGUCUUCCGGGUGGUGGACACGCUGUACGACGGCAAGCUGGGCCACUGGCUGGCUGUGAGGAUCGGAAACGAGUUGGAGAAAGGCUUAAUCCCCAACAAAAGCAGAGCGGAACAAAUGGCGAGUGUUCAGAACGCCCAGAGAGACAAUGCUGGGGACAGGGCAGAUUUCUGGAGAAUGCGUGGCCAGAGGUCCGGGGUGAAGAAGAACCUGAGGAAGAGUCGGGAAGACCUCACGGCCGCCGUGUCCGUUAGCACCAAGUUCCCCGCUUACGAGAGGGUCUUGCUGCGAGAAGCUGGUUUCAAGAGACCUGUGGUCUUAUUCGGCCCCAUAGCAGAUAUAGCAAUGGAAAAGUUGGCGAAUGAGUUACCUGACUUAUAUCAAACUGCUAAAACAGAACCAAAAGACGCAGGAUCCGAGAAAUCCAGUGGAGUGGUUCGGUUAAAUACUGUGAGGCAAAUUAUUGAACAGGACAAGCAUGCACUACUGGAUGUAACUCCGAAAGCUGUGGACCUCUUGAAUUAUACCCAGUGGUUCCCGAUUGUGAUUUUUUUCAACCCAGACUCUAGACAAGGUGUCAAAACCAUGAGGCAGAGGUUGAAUCCAGCAUCAAACAAAAGUUCUCGAAAGUUGUUUGAUCAAGCCAACAAACUUAAAAAAACGUGCACACAUCUUUUCACGGCUACAAUCAACCUAAAUUCAGCCAAUGACAGCUGGUUUGGCAGCUUGAAGGACACCAUUCAGCAUCAGCAAGGAGAAGCCGUGUGGGUCUCGGAAGGAAAGAUGGAAGGGAUGGACGAUGACCCCGAAGACCGCAUGUCCUACUUAACCGCCAUGGGCGCGGACUAUCUGAGCUGCGACAGCCGCCUCAUCAGCGACUUUGAAGACACGGACGGCGAGGGAGGCGCCUACACCGACAACGAGCUGGACGAGCCUGCCGAGGAGCCGCAGGUGUCGCCCAUCGCCCGCUCCUCGGAGCCGGUGCAGCACGAGGAGAGCAUAAGGAAACCUAGCCCAGAGCCACGAGCUCACAUGAAGAGGGCUGCUAGCAGCGAUCAACUUAGGGACAGUAGCCCACCCCCAGCAUUCAAGCCAGAGCCGCCGAAGGCCAAAACCCAGAACAGAGAAGAAUCCUACGACUACAAGUCCAACCCCUCUGCCGUCGCUGGGAGUGAAAUUCCUGGGGCAUCCACCAAAAGUUAUCCUCCUCCUGUUGCAGCGAAACCUGCCUUUGGGCGGUCUAUCCUGAAGCCCUCCACCCCCGUCCCUCCCCCCGAGGGUGAGGAGGUGGGAGAGAGCAGCGAGGAGCCGAAUAACACUCCCAAAUCAGUCCUGGGCAAAGUCAAAAUAUUUGAGAAGAUGGAUCACAAGGCCAGAUUACAGAGAAUGCAGGAGCUGCAAGAAGCACAGAAUGCAAGGAUUGAAAUUGCUCAGAAGCAUCCUGAUAUCUAUGCUGUUCCCAUCAAAACCCACAAGCCGGACCCCAGCCUGCCUCAGCACGCAAGCUCCAGAGCCCCGGAACCACAGAAAAGUCCUUCCAGACUCUAUCAGGACGCCAGAGGGAGUUACGGCAGUGACGCGGAGGAGGAGGAAUACCGCCAGCAGCUGUCGGAACACUCCAAGCGUGGCUACUAUGGCCAGUCUGCCCGAUACCGGGACACGGAAUUAUAGUUGCCCGAGAAUGGACUCUCUGGGCCCAUCGGCUGCCACGGCAGAGUGACACUGCCACCAGGCCACUGCGAUGAUUCUCCAGUUAAAAUGCACUGCACAGAUGCCGUGGGACUUGGGCUGGCGUGUUCUCACGGGGAGCCGGGGACGGGGACAGCCAGCACAAAUUAAGAACUGAAGGCUCUGUUUGCGGGACUGGGUUAGAGGAGUCUGUGGCUUUUGCUGAGAAAUAAGAGGAAUCCUACAGUUUGAUACUGUUACUCGCUUCAGUGGACCAAAAUCUGUAUUAAUUCUGUUUGCGUAUUUUUGAUAUGUAUAUUAAGAAGCAAUAACUAUCUUUCCUCAUCGGUAGCUGCCUUCCAGGACCGUGUCAAUGUGAGGUAGAAUGUGAAAAAAGGAAUAAAAAAUACUGUUGGACUCGAACUAAAUUCAAAUAAGUAUUUUAUUGCAACUCUCUAAGUGCCUUUGAUGAGAAGUGUCUUAAUUUUUUCUUCCUUUGAAGCUUUCUGCAGCGCCAUAAUGGACUAAAACAUUAUUUUGACUAAAUUUUUAUACCAGUGUAAUAGCCGUGGUUUUCCCUGCACUGUGUCAUCUUUUCAAGGCGUUCUGUCUUUGUAAUAUUUUCCAUAAAUUCUGACUGUAUAUAUAAUAGCUGUAUUUGGUAGUUUGGCUAUAAGUCUUCAGUAGCUUGAGUCCAAGAAGUUAGUAUAGAAAGUUUUUGUUUGUUUGUUUCAAACCAAGUGCUCCACAAAAGCAGAUACUCAAGGAAAACACAUUUUGUUUCCAAAAGUGUGUAUUGACAACUGUUUUAUAAUUUAAUAAAAAGGAGUACAUUGCAAUC